AUAUAGUUAGAAAGGCAAACUAAUUUUGUGUGAAUAAAUAUGUUUGAAAUGUGUGUGUGUGUGUAUGUCCAUGUGUGUGUGUGUGUGUGUGUGUGUGUGUGUGUGUGUGUGUGUGUGUGUGUGUGUGUGUGUGUGUGUCUGUGUGUCAGAUUGAAUAUUCCAACAAGCCAGUCUAGUCUUGCCUUUUGCGUAAAGAAAGGCAUAUGACUUAGACUUUGUAGUGAGCUAUGGAUGAGUGUCAUCUACCAAGGAAGCUUUUGGUGUGUGCAUCACCACAAGGUAGACGUUCAGUCGGAGGCCAGAGAAUGAGAUGGAACGAUUUGGUACCGAGGGAUUUAAGGAAUUGCAAUCUUGAUGGGGUUUGGAGGGUACUAGCAGAAGAUAGGAAUGAGUGGAGGAAUCAGAUCUGGGCUGCCACACAGGAAGUAAAUUUCAAGAAGGAAGAACAAGAGAAAUACCGCAAGGAGGAGCAGAAACGUCGCCGCAAAGCAAGGCAAACGACAUCAGAGUUUGCUUUACACUGCAGCUUUGAUGGUUGUGGAUUUACUGCUGUAAAUCAUGCCGGCCUUGUAAACCACCAGAGACAGAAACAUGGUCAGUCCCUGACUAGUCAAUGUCAGUACUGUCACCAAACAUUCUGCCAACAAGGCCUCCACAACCACAAGCGUUUCUGCUGUCAGAGAACAUCCACUCCUCUGAUAUAGCCUAUGGUGACCUUGGCCUGAUUCGUUUCUCAUUGGAAUGAACGCAGCGUGAAGUGAAGUGUGUGUGUGUGUGUGUGUGUGUGGUGUGUGUCCGUGUGUGUGUGUGUGUCCGUGUGUG
Messenger RNA from Corticium candelabrum, 822 nucleotides. RefSeq lists its product as uncharacterized. NCBI's taxonomy places the organism in Eukaryota, Metazoa, Porifera, Homoscleromorpha, Homosclerophorida, Plakinidae. The record is from RefSeq and is a predicted model, not a curated record. Bases 228 to 704 code for a protein of 158 amino acids. The transcript has a single exon.